UUGAUGAAACAUGGGGUAAAAUAUGAAGUUAACUCACGGGGAUGCUACCUUGACCAUUUUUAGCCAAUUUUUUCGAACCUGAUUUUUAGCCUAUUUACGUGGAUGAUGUCCAACUAAUGUACACGCCUGUAAAGCAAAUGAGAUUGAUUAAACAAAUGGCCGUCCACGAGCUCGGCACUAGCCUCUUGUUUAAUCAUCCCACGCUGUAGACAAGCUCCAGCGCGAGUGGAUUUUUCCUGCUCCACGCGCAUCUCCUCCACACCAGUCCACGUGCGCCAGCCUAUCGCGUCACCGUCGCUGAGCUCCAAGAUCCAUCCAUGGCGGACGCCAUGACGCUCUCCUACCUGCCCCUCUCGCUUGCCACGGUCCUCUUCGUCCUCGUCCUGCUCGGGAACCUCAGGAAGCGCCGGCGUGAGCGCGGACUCCGGCUGCCGCCGAGCCCGCCGUCCCUGCCGGUCAUCGGCCACCUGCACCUCUUCAAGAAGCCGCUCCACCGCGCGCUGGCCAACAUCGCCGCGGCGCACGGGCCGGUGCUGCUCCUCCGCUUCGGCUCUCGCCGCGUGCUCCACGUCGCCGACCCGGCCGCCAACGAGGAGUGCUUCACAGCGCACGACGUGGUCUUCGCCAACCGGCCCCGGCUCCCCUCCGCGCGCCACCUCUCCAACGGCUACACCACGCUGGGGUCCUCCAGCUACGGCCCCAACUGGCGCAACCUCCGCCGCAUCGCCACCGUCGAGGUGCUCUCCGCGGGCAGCCUCCUCCGCUCCGCGGCCGUCCGCGGCGACGAGGUGCGCCUCGCUGCACGCCGCCUCUUCCUCGAGGCCGCCGCCGCCGGGGCGUCGGAGCCGAGGCCCGCGCGCGCCGACGUGAAGGCGCGGGCGUUCGAGCUGGCGCUGAACGUGGUGGCGCGGAUGAUCGCCGGGAAGCGGUACUACGGCGGCGAGGGAGACGUGCCGGAGUCUGAGGCGGAGGAGGCCGCCAGGUUCCGGGAGAUGGUGCGCGAGUACUUCGCGAUGCAUGGCGCGUCCAACCUGCAGGACUUCCUGCCUGUGCUCGGCGUGCUGGACAUCGGCGGCGCCAGGAGGCGGGCGGUGCGGCUGGCCCGGAAGCGCAACGAGUGGGCGCAGCGGCUCAUCGACGAGCACCGCGCCGCCUUCGACGAUGGCGAGGGGAAGAGCCGCCGCGGCAGGACGAUGGUCGGCGACCUGCUGGAGAUGCAGGCGGCCGAUCCGGAGGCGUACAGCGACAAGGUCAUCAGAGCGCUCUGCCUGAGCAUCCUUCAAACCGGCACGGACACCUCGUCGAGCACCAUCGAAUGGAGCAUGGCGGAGCUGCUCAACCACCCGGACGCCAUGGCAAAGGCGAGGGUGGAGCUCGACGAGGUCGUCGGCACGGGGCGCCUCCUGGAGGAAGCCGACCUUUCCAGCCUGCCCUACCUCCAGUGCAUCAUCAAGGAGACCCUCCGGCUGCACCCAAUCGCCCCGCUCCUCGCCCCACACGAGUCCUCCGCCGCCUGCUCCGUCGCAGGCUACGACAUCCCGGCGGGAACCAUGCUCCUUGUCAACGUGCACAUGAUGCACAGGGAUGCGCUCAUGUGGGAUGAGCCGACAAGGUUCUCGCCAGAGAGGUUUGAAGGCGGGAGGGGCGAGGGAAAGUGGAUGCUGCCAUUCGGAAUGGGGAGGAGAGGGUGCCCUGGCGAGGCGCUAGGCAUGAACAUGGUCGGGCUCGCUGUCGGCACGCUGGUGCAGUGCUUUGAGUGGAGGAGGGUCGGCGAGGAGGUGAUUGACAUGGCUGAAGGGUCAGGGCUGACCAUGCCCAUGGCUGUACCUUUGGAGGCUUUGUACUGGCCUCGUGCAGAGAUGACACCGGUGCUAAGGGCACUCUAGGAAAGGAACACGGGCUGUUCAUUUCUGAGAGAAUUCACUAAUAAAAGCGCAAUUUUGGGAGGCAGGAGAAUCAGGAAGUUACCUUUGGUAUCAUCAACUGCUCUUAAUCACAAGCAGACCAAGUAGAAUGUAUACUCCAGCACGAGUGGUUCUUAGUUCAUACCAGAUCACAAGAUGAUCAUGUAGAAUGGAUGUUCCAGCGUCAGUAAUUCUUAGUUCGUACCAGAUCCAAAACCCUGUUACAUAGGAAGAACCAGAGUUAGGGAGAAGCCACUAUGAAAAAAUUUAGACGUGCAUGAAGAAAAAAUUACGGAAACUAGGAGUGGAGACAGUAGACUAAUAAUGCAUCUCAAGCACAAAGAAAAUCAACUGGAGCUCCUAAACAUGAUAUACAAGAAAUAAAGUUGGGGUAUGGCAGAAAGAGAUGGAUCUUCCUGCAAAAA
Messenger RNA from Triticum aestivum (bread wheat), 2329 nucleotides. RefSeq names its product cytochrome P450 81Q32. Bases 318 to 1886 code for a protein of 522 amino acids. Gene Ontology annotation, molecular function: oxidoreductase activity, acting on paired donors, with incorporation or reduction of molecular oxygen; monooxygenase activity; heme binding. The record is from RefSeq and is a predicted model, not a curated record. Lineage: Eukaryota; Viridiplantae; Streptophyta; Magnoliopsida; Poales; Poaceae. The transcript is spliced from 2 exons.